This is a messenger RNA of Panicum virgatum (switchgrass), 1338 nucleotides long. RefSeq names its product flavin mononucleotide hydrolase 1, chloroplatic-like. Lineage: Eukaryota; Viridiplantae; Streptophyta; Magnoliopsida; Poales; Poaceae. The record is from RefSeq and is a predicted model, not a curated record. The transcript is spliced from 8 exons. Bases 114 to 1064 code for a protein of 316 amino acids.
GACACGCGCACCCCAUUUCGUCGUUUCUACUGGUCACCCUGAAGGGCCGGAACACGGCGGCGGAUACUUUUCCGCCUGAACCUCCCCUCCUCCAAUCCCGUUUGGCUGCAUCCAUGGUCUCCCUGCUCCCUCGCGCGCCCUACGUCGCGUACCUCCCCAAGCCCGCCCCGUCGCUGCGGCCGCCCCAACCCGCCAUGUCGUCGUCCUCCGCCGCCGCCCCUGCGGAGGCGGCCGCCCAGCCGAGGAAGCUGCCGGUGCUGCUGUUCGAUGUCAUGGACACCCUCGUCAGGGACCCGUUCUACCACCACAUCCCCGCCUUCUUCAAAAUGUCCUUCAAGGAACUACUAGAAAGCAAACAACCAACGUCAUGGUCAGAAUUCGAGAAGGGACUGAUUGAUGAGAAUGAGCUGGCCAAAAAGUUCUUCAAUGAUGGCAGAUCUUUUGAUUUGGAAGGUCUCAAAGAGUGCAUGGUGAGGGCAUAUGAGUACAUUGAUGGUGUCGAAGAUAUUCUUUGCUGUUUGAAGAAAAAUAACUAUGAGAUGCAUGCUUUUGCCAAUUAUCCAAUAUGGUACAAGUUAAUCGAGGAUAAGUUAAAGCUCUCAAAGUAUUUGUCCUGGACAUUUUGCUCUUGUCGAACUGGAAAACGCAAGCCUUCGCCUGAAUUUUAUCUUCAAGCUAUAGAUCAUCUCAAUGUUGAUCCAGCAAGCUGCAUUUUUAUUGAUGACAGAAUGGUAAACAUUGAAGCAGCUCUUAGCGUAGGAAUGGUUGGGUUGCAGUUUAGAAAUGCUGAGGCUCUGAGGAAAGACUUGUGUGCUCUGGGAGUUGAAUUACCUCCUCAUGUUUGCGAAGUGGCACGGCUUGGAGGAAAGUACCAAAACAACAUAAAAAAGGGUUCAAUUCACUGUUUAUGUUGGGGGCUUGGAUUCUUUGGAAAUACCGCAAUGCUUGUGUCUUUGAUGGAUCAGCUCCUUGCCUACAAGUUGCCCUACAAGCUUAUAGGGAUGAACUUCAUCUAUGGCAAGCUGCAGGUGCUAAGGGCCCUCGUCGGAGGCUGGGUGGAUUAGCUGUACCAUUAGGGUGUUGUGGUCAGGUCCUACCUUCUACCUUUUUCAUGAAAUUGUCUCUUUUUUGUGUUUUUCUACCAUCACCCACUCUGGCCCAAGGUGUGUGAUUGGUUAUUGCAAUUGGCUAAUUCUCUCUUCUUAAUACAAAAGAAGAUACACAGAAGAUAGUCUGGAGGCUCAAAGACAGUUGUAAAUGUACUCAAGUUAGCUGGAAGAUUUUUUUAUUAGCUCGAGAUCUACCGUAGCUCGCUUUAUACAAGUGACCCUUUUUUAA